AUGUUUUGUUCAACAAUAGAUGCUCUAACUGAACAAGGCUACGAUCUCCAGUUCGGCGCUAACAUGCUCGGUGCGCACAUCCUUCUCUCUACACUACCCCAGUGUAUAACCGUGACCUUCCUCUCACAGGUGUCUCUACUUUACCCACCUUCUCCUCCCUACAUUCACAUCCAUCUUUGCAUCCAACCCCCAAUUCAGACCGCGAAUCAUCAAUACCGCGUCACUAAAUCACAUCUUCAUGAGCAGGAUGGCGUUGUAUUCUCAGAGCAAAUUCGCUAUGGUCGUGUGGACCACCGAGCUGGCACGCAGAUAUGCAGAUCAAGGGAUCAUCGCUAUCUCUCGAACUAUUCUGGCACGCACGAUCCUUCCACUAUCACCGAACUCUUUUUAAUUUAUUCUUGUACGAUGCUGUACCCUGUAGAGAUGGGAGGGCUCACGCAGCUGUAUGACGCGACAAUGUCUGAUUCAGAGGCAUUGAAAUGUAACGGUGGGUACAUGAAACCAUGGGUGCGAGUCGGGGCGGUAUUUGCUGCUACCAAAGGCGAAGCCGUGGGCCGUCGGCUUUGGGAGUAUCUAGAAGAGCAAAUAGUCGGCUUUUAG
Guyanagaster necrorhizus is the source of this 600-nucleotide messenger RNA. RefSeq lists its product as uncharacterized. The transcript has 6 exons. Bases 1 to 600 code for a protein of 199 amino acids. The record is from RefSeq and is a predicted model, not a curated record. NCBI's taxonomy places the organism in Eukaryota, Fungi, Basidiomycota, Agaricomycetes, Agaricales, Physalacriaceae.